Moneuplotes crassus is the source of this 1119-nucleotide messenger RNA. The record is from the annotation of a GenBank genome assembly. NCBI's taxonomy places the organism in Eukaryota, Ciliophora, Spirotrichea, Euplotida, Euplotidae.
CCCUAAUGGAAAUGAUCAUCAUGAAGCAGGAGCUUGCUUUUAUUGAAAAGCUCACAAAUUUACUUGUCAGUAAAGUAGGAGAGGACAAGGACGAAAUUGUUUUCGAUCAAGACAUAGAAGGUCCCUCUUCAGAGAGCUUCUGUCUUAUCAAUAUUGACAGCUUUGAUGCUAAGCAAGAAAUCAAGCUCUCCCAAAACCCUAAGAUAGAUGUCUUCAAAGUUCUUGGGAGAAUCAAAAAGUGUAGGAAUCUAUUAGAUAAAAUCCCUGAGCAAUACUGAAAGAACUUUCUCACUGAUAUUGAUCAAGCAGAAAAAGAUAUUGAAGAAGUGAAAACUCAGAUAUGGGACCAGGAGGACCAAUACAAGCCUCGCUUGCCAGAGCUUAGCCAGCUUCAGAAGCCUUCCUUAAUUGAUCGACUUAAGAAGAGUAAAAUCCUUAAAGAAACUCUGAACAACACAGAGAGUGCAUUUACUUAUGAAGAAAGGCUACAACAGAUUAUCAAAUAAAGUAGAAGGCUACACAGACUCCUUAGAGGAAACCAAGGUGGAUGAAGAAUCUGACAAUAGUGACUACUAUGAUGUAGAGAACGAUCCUGAUGAUAAUCUUGGCGAUGAGAAGAAGUACUAUACUUACAAGAUCACCUUUGCGAUGCUUGAAGAGAAAUUACUCAAACCUCUUGAUGAAGAGGAAGUUGUAAUUGAACAACAAGAGCAGGAUGAUGAACCUUAUUCAAUCAAUAAUGAAGGAGGACUCAGAAAAAGAACCACUAGUAUGAAGACAGACACCUCUAGAGCAUCUUUGUCCGAGCACAAGGAGAUGUCAGAACAUAUGACGGAUCAAAUGAUGGGCUCAGCAGUCGAGAUGAAAAAGAUAGCAAGACAAUUUGGAGAAACUAUAAGGACAGAUACGGCAGUGAUAGAUGAAAUCGAGCGUAAGCAGAACAAAAACCUCUCAAAAACUAAAAAGGAUGAUGAUAAGAUGAAGAAAAUAGCAGCCAAAGAGAGCAUAGGUUUUUGUAUGCGCAUCCUGACUCUGCUGUUCUCCUUUGGGAUGUUUGUCUUCAUCUUCAUUAUCAUCAGGUUAUUCCCAUUGAAGAUUUAUCCUACUCCAUCUGUGUAA